Naegleria gruberi is the source of this 432-nucleotide messenger RNA. RefSeq lists its product as uncharacterized. Lineage: Eukaryota; Heterolobosea; Eutetramitea; Acrasida; Naegleriidae. The record is from RefSeq and is a predicted model, not a curated record. The coding region runs from base 1 to 432 and encodes 143 amino acids. The transcript has a single exon.
AUGCAACACUUUAUUGUGUAUUUUGUUUCUUCUGAUCUUGUGGGAAUUGAAGUAAUUCCACAAUUUUAUUCCUCCUUUCCAUCAUUAUUCCUCAAGAUGUGUAAUGGAGUUGCCAAACGAUAUGGAGAACAAUUCUUGCUAAAUGCACAACAUUUCACAUUGAUCAAUAGUUCCGAUAAUGAUCAACAACAAGUAAUAUUGACACAACUUGGUGAAAAUCCCAAAACAGUUGACACUGAUUACUUGAUGCAAAAUCUUAUUGAAAGAUAUGCAAGAGCUUGGAGUUCAAAAGAGAGGAAACAAAUUAGAGCUAAUCUUGAUAGAAUGGUGAAAUUGAAUGAAAAUGUUUUAGAUAACAACACUGAAUCAGAAUUGGAGGUUUUAGACUUGUAUCAAAGAGUAAUGUCAUACCCACAAAAACCAAAUAAAUAA